Seriola dumerili (greater amberjack) is the source of this 5396-nucleotide messenger RNA. Its product is annotated as NACHT and WD repeat domain-containing protein 2-like. Gene Ontology annotation, molecular function: protein binding. Bases 1 to 5295 code for a protein of 1764 amino acids. The transcript is spliced from 11 exons. The record is from RefSeq and is a predicted model, not a curated record. Lineage: Eukaryota; Metazoa; Chordata; Actinopteri; Carangiformes; Carangidae.
AUGAUAACACACUAUAAACAGCUGAAGCUAGGAUUUCCUGAGUUUAGCAGGAGGGAAAAGAGAAACAACAUUGCAGAGGAGAAGCAGCAACUAGGGAAACAAAUGGACUGGUCUCCGUCUGAUUCCUCCUACAGCUCGUCCUGUGUGAAACUCUAUCUGUGCUCUAACCCAGAGGACAGCGUUGUCGAGCGCAGAGCUCUGAGAGAGAGUGUUUUCCCCAAACUUCGAGAGCAAUGCAGAAACACACUGGGAGUGGAUGUCAGGGUGAUAGACCCAUUUGAGUCCAGUGAUCCCAGUCGUUGGCCAGAUGAAUACACCAGACAGCAGCUGAUUAAAGAAUGCAGAGAGAGCUCAGCUGGGCCAUUUUUACUGGCACUGGUAGGACAUCAGUAUGGCACAGCCGGUCUGCCCAGCCAGGUGGAGGUGUCUGAAUUCCAGCUGCUGCUGCAGGAGGGCCAGCAGGCAGGCGUCGGCACCCUGGAGCUGGAGAGAGUUUACCAGAGGGACGAGAACACCAUCCCUCCCUCCUACUGCCUCAGACCUCCACACAGAGACACCUGCUGUGCUCAGACAGAGGUUAAUGAGGAAGAGGAGAGCAAGAUGAAGGCUAAAGAUGAAGAUCUGAGGAAGGUGUUUCAGACCACUGUGAGUCUGUGUGUCCACAACGGUCUUAUGACCCCAGAGAGAGCCCACAGCUACUACCAAUCAGCCCUCGAUGCAGAUCUGCGAUUCGCUCUGGACAGCCGUCCUAAUAAUGACAUCAUCAGACGCUGCCUGGUCUACGUCCACAAGGUCAUCAAUGCAAAAGGAGAGAGAGAGAAAAGACAGCAGCAGACGCAGUCAGAGGCUGCCACCUCUGACCUAAAGACAGCACCCACUGACGGACAGUUAUUCUCAGAGCUUUGUGACAACUUCCUCCCUGGUCUGAUCACUUCCCGUCGGCUUCUAGUCUACACCUCCACCACAGAGUGUGACCAUCGCCAUGGUUACACAACAGCCAGGAGGAGAGGCUAUGCCAUGUCUCUGUGCCAGCAGGUGUACUCUGACCUCGUGGGGUUGAUUGACAGCUGGAACAUGUUAGAUGUCAGAGAGGAGUUUCAGCUUGGUGAUGCUUUGGCCCGAGAGCAGGCUGAACAGGAGGAGCUGUGUUACACCCUGUCCCGUCUCUAUGGCAUCAUUCGGCCCGAAGAGGAAGAGAUCAGAGCCUAUGUAGAACAGAGUGACCAACACUGCCCCCUAGUGGUGACAGGAGGACCAUGCACAGGGAAGACAGUUCUGCUGGCGCACUGUGCUCAACAGAUGAAGUCGUGGCUACCAGACACUGAUCCUGUGGUGAUCCCUUAUAUUUGCAACCAGCAGGUGCUUUCCCCAAAGCACCUGUUGUCCAGCCUGUGUUAUCAAAUAGCCAGGAGAUAUCACAGCGACUCCUCCCCUAAGCAGGGUCCCAUCUUCUACCUUGGCAAGGACCCGGAUGAUCUUAGCUGCAUCACUCACCCCAGAGACUACAAAUCCAACUGUAGCCCAGUAUCUGCUCUGGAUUCUCACCAUGAACCCACCACCAGAGAGAAAGUCUCUGACUCUAACCUAAACCUUUCUACCAUACAAUGCCCAAAUCCUAGAGGACCUCAUUCUGACAUCAUAAAACCUGACAUUAGUCUGUCUGAGCUUAAAGAACAUCUUUCCUCCCUCCUCUCCCUUCUGCCUUCUCCCAAACAGCCUCUAGUUCUAAUCCUUGACGGCCUCGACCAAAUCGAAAACAACUUUAUUUGCCCUCAAAUCAUUGAGAGCCUCCCCUCCCCCCUUCCUCUUGGUGCCAAACUAAUCCUCACAGUCUCCUCCAGCGGAGCAGACAUCCUGCAGUCCAUCAAACUACAAUACCCACAAUGCAGUCCGCCUCGCUGUGUACCAAAGGGCAGUGAGAAGGAGUCAGGAUAUGUUUGUGUACAGUUGGGAUUGGUGGACAGGAAAGCGUGUGUGAAGAUGUUGGCGUCGCUGCUGAUCAGUUCAGGAAGGAGGGUGACAUCAGGACAACAGGCUCUGGUGAACCAGGCGCUGACUUCCUGUUGUCUGACUCUCUAUGCUCAACUACUGCAUGUGCAUACCUCGCUCUGGUACUCUGAUUCAGAUGUGACUGAGUCAUCUCUUCCCGAUGGCAUCCAUGCGUCCAUAUCUGCUCUCCUGAAUCACCUCGAACAGAAACAUGGCUCCUCUAUUGUGGCUCGUGCCGUGUCCUACCUCACCCUCUCCAGGACUGGGCUCACUGAGGUUGAGCUCAACGAUCUCCUGUCCAGCGAUGAUGAGGUGCUCUCUGAGUAUAUUCAGCAGAAUGAGAGCCCCUCCUCCACUAUGAGGGUGCCACAAAUUGACGUGGAGAGACUUCUUUUGGAUUUGAGGAGGUUUCUCAUCAGGAGGACAUUUGUAAGGUCACGUGUUUUGUUCUGGGUCAGCAGGCAUUUCAAGCUGGUGGUAGCUAAGAGGUAUUUAGGCACUAAUGAGGCGAGGAGGGAGAUUCAUUCGGAGAUGGCGGAUUAUUUCAGUGGCCAGUGGGCUUGUGGGAAUGCUAAACCACUUCUUGUUAACCAGGAACCAGGUCCAAACAAGGACACUGUCCAAACGAAAAUAUACAUAGACAGGCAGCCAUCCAGCCAGCCAUUUGUCUUCACUUCUUUGUCCAAAGAUGCUGGUCAGGUGAAUUUGAGGAAAGUCGUAGAAUUGCCGUAUCACUUGCAACAAAGUGGCAGGUGGGAGGAGUUGGAGCACGGGUUGUUAAUGUCAUUGAGGUUUCACCAGGCUAUGGUUCGAGCUGGUCUUCUAGGAGAUCUGGUUACCAUGUUGGAGAGUGACCAAGGGUCAUCACAGUUUCAGUUUUUAAGAGAAAGACAACUCCUAGCAAGCUUGUUGAAGUCUUCUGCUUGCUUACUGCAGCACACACCUCUGCAGCUGUCCAAGGUGAUGGAGUCAAGCCUCCUCCCUUAUCUGGAGGUCUUUCCUGUGCUCGAAGGUUAUGUCAGAGAGAUCAGACAGGAGAGGAGGAAAAGAGGAAGUGGAUUAGGAGUCGCUCUUUGUCCUGCUCCUUCCUCUGUUCCCCCCAUUCAGUGUUUAAAGUGCGAUGCCAAAACCAAGGACGUCUCUGUGCUAGAAGCAGCAGACACAGACUGUGGGAUUGUAGCAGAGAUCAUGGACGAUGGCUCUGUUUGGAUUUGGAAGGGAUCUGGAUGUGAUGUAGUUAAAGUGUCACUGACCUGUGAGCAGAAGGAGCUGAAGUUUGCAGGAGUGAAGAGUAGCGCUCGAUUCAUGCUCCUUUCCACGCAGUGCAACAAGCUUUUCUUAUGGGAUGUGACAGGCCCAGAGAUGUUACUAGAGCUUAAAGACCCUAUGAAAACAGAGUUUGAACAAAAGUCAAGCCAAAAAACACUAAAUGAAAUUAUGGGGUUUGUUGGACGUCAGAAAAAGCUGUUUAUGUGGUGGAAAGAUGAGAGUUUUGUGAGUGUGUUUAACAUCUCCAGUGAGACCUUCACUCAUUUCCAGUGUCAGAGCUCCGUGACCUUUUUGGUUUGCUCCUCUAAUGGAUUUUACAUGUACUGUGGGCAGGAGAAAGGCACAGUGUCCAUAUUUGACACAGACUCCAGCAGACUGCUUGGCAGCUGCACAAACUCAAACCACAAUGCAGUUACAUCAAUAAUCCUCUGUGAAGAUAAGAGAGAAAUGGCAUGUGUUGACAGGACUGGGAAUGUAACUGUAUGGGAUGUUGCAAUCAAAACACAACCACCUAGACUUGUAAAGGAAAGAUUUACUGGGGGUAAAUCUGAUAACAUCCUCAAUACAGAUUACUCAAAAGAAACUGAAAUGUUAUUGGUGUGUCAGUCUCAUCAGGUUAUGCUGUGGGAUACAUGUGAGUGGGAGAUCUGGGACCAGUUCUUGGCACCUAAAGGGAGGGCCUUCAGCCAGGCUGUGCUCUCCCAGGAUGGCCACCUUUUCCUGGCUUUGCUAGACACAUAUGCACUUGUCUUGGUGUGGAGGGUCAGCACAGGGGAGUGCGUCCUCUCCUUAGAAGCAAACAAGCAGCCUCAUACACUCCUCAAAAUGGCCUCAGAUGUAAUUUGUGUUGCUCGUGACGGCUGCCUGACAGUGUGGGACUCUGAGAUGAUAGGCGCUGCAGGUACAGCUCCGAAAACAGGGUGUGGAGUGAAGGAUGUGGUGGUCGAACAAACAGGGAAGUGGUUCUACACCUCAGACGGGUCAGAGAAAGUGUGGAGAUGGAGUUUGGAAACAGGCUUUCCACAUGCUAACUUCCUACAUGAUGGUCCUGUGGAAAAACUGUGCCUUUCUCCAGAUAACAUCCAUCUUGUGACACUCUCAGCAGGGGAAGUUUACGUUUGGCAGAUGGAAACAGGUCAGAACAUCUUGCGUAUCAGUGGCACCAGAGCUACAGAUAUCCUAAUCACCCCUAAUAGUAACUUUGGGGUGAGUAUAUCCAAGCGAGGGUUGUCUCAGGUGUGGAAGCUGGCACAUGGGAGUAUUGUGUGCAGCAUACACCUGUACCUAUCCAAUGCCACGGUGUCUCCUGAGAGCACCUUCCUAAUUGGCUGUCGCCAUGGUGACCUGAUAGCUGCCAGUCUGUGGUCAGGCUCCAUCAGCAAGCGUUUCUCCUGUGUCGAAAGCUCUGAGCACGUUGUUGCUUUCCACACUCUGUCAGAGCACCCAGACUUUGUGGUGGUGAUGGUAGCCUCAGGGGCAGUCUACACUUGGAAGGUAGCAGAGGAGACUGUGUGCAGGCACUUUCAGCUGCCGUAUACGUUCCAAUGUCAGCCGCAAGACUUCCAAAUGUCCUCAAAUGGGAACUACGCACUGCUGUCCACUGAUAAUGACACCAUCAACCUCUUGGACCUGUCUCAGGUCAGGCUGUGCUCAUUCAAAGCCGAGGGCCCUGUCAUUAAAGCCUGCUUGGACAAAACUGGAUGUUUUGCUGCCUACAUCAGCCUGGAGAAAACCUGUGCCUGUGACCCGCUUGCGAGGCCCGUCCUCACAGUCGGUCGACUAAUGGACGGGGAAAGAGUAGGGAGUGUGCGUCUAUCUAAGAAUCCAUUGACUUUGGUUGUGUGUAAGCAGCAGUGUGUGUUUGUGGGUUUUGAGGACGGGUCCGUCGGUGUGUAUUCUUUUUCAGAUGCCAUGCUCAACAGGAAGGAGUUGGUCAGGUGCAGAAAAAAUUUGAUUGAUGAGUUGAGGCAAUGCCCCUUUGACAGAGCUCCAUUCAGCUGGUUACCCCUAGCAACCCCCAAUAUUACAUGGCCUUAAGUGUAUUAUAUACUGUUCAACAGGGAUUUUGUUUUUAAAAUGUAUAGCUAGAGAUGAUACAUUUGACAGAACAAUGUGAAAAGCAACAGAUGUGAUAGACA